Molecule: messenger RNA, 1648 nt
Organism: Astyanax mexicanus (Mexican tetra)
Lineage: Eukaryota; Metazoa; Chordata; Actinopteri; Characiformes; Acestrorhamphidae
Gene: dusp11
Product: dual specificity phosphatase 11 (RNA/RNP complex 1-interacting)
Exons: 10
Coding region: 98-1186 (362 amino acids)
Biological process (GO): protein dephosphorylation
Molecular function (GO): polynucleotide 5'-phosphatase activity; protein tyrosine/serine/threonine phosphatase activity
Source: RefSeq, a predicted model, not a curated record
AGCAGGGGGCGCUCCACUCCGCGCUAAUGUUUUAGGUGGCUGCUGACGUCACCGAACUCGUGGAGGUUGUUGCUGGAUCUGCUGCUGGUUUGUGAAUAUGCCUGCCAAAAACAAGAUUCCGAUCGGGUGGAGGCUUUAUACUGCAGUGGGGAAGAGAAUUUAUGGAACUCGCUUCAUCGCUUUUAAAGUCCCAUUAAAAAGGGCCAUGUUGAAGCAGCUUGAUCAGUCGGAAAGGUUCGGGCCGGCUGAUCUGAAAGAGAUCAUGGAGCAGGAAGGUCAGGAGCUCGGACUCGUCAUCGACCUCACCUUUACCGACCGCUACUACAAACCACAGGACCUGCCAGAAUCGUGUCAGUAUUUGAAGCUCUACACCGUGGGACAUGAUGUGCCAACUGACAAAAUCAUCCUGAGCUUUAAGAGAGCGGUGCAUCGGUUCCUGCAGGAGAACCAGGAUAACGAUAAACUGAUCGGCGUUCACUGCACUCAUGGACUAAACCGCACCGGUUACCUCGUCUGCAGGUAUCUAAUCGAUGUGGACGGUUUUGAACCUGCUGAAGCCAUUGACAUGUUUAAUGCAUCGAGGGGUCACCGUAUAGAGAGGGAGAAUUACCUGGAUGAUCUGAAAUCAGGACCAAUCCGCAGUAAUGAAGGGAUGGAGACACCGGACCGGGAACCCAUUCAGUGCGGGGAACAGCAGGAAUCUUUAUCUGAACCACACAGACCCAGCCCCCAGAACACGCGCCCCCGCUUCAGCUGGAGAGCACCACACCAAUACGGUCAAGUAAUGCCAUUUCAGCCGGGGGCUGUGAACCACCAUCUGAGGUUUCCCCCGAUGGGACCCCCUCCUGGACCACUGGGACCUCCGCCUGGUCUCCCGGGACCUCCGCCUGGUCUCCCGGGACCUCCGCCUGGACUCCCGGGACCCCCGCCUGGACUCCUGGGACCCCCACCUGGACUCCCAGGACCCCAUGGACUAUUGGGACCUCCUGGCCUGUUGCCUGUCCCUCAGGGUCCGGAGCCCCGCAGGCCGGUGGAACACAGCUCUCGACGCGGCCAUCACUCCGCCGUCCGCCCUUACCCUGCCUUUCUCACGCAGUACUCAUGGGGGGGUGAAGAACCGGAGGAGCAUCAGGAUUUGCACGGGAAGUUUCGAUCAGGGAAAUGGCUUCACCACCAGGCGAGAUGAAGCAUUUAUACUUUGACCUGUAGCAAGAGCUGGUCGUGGUCAGCACUUUUACACUGCAGCUCUCUCGAUCAGGGAGAGGGAGUACAGGUAAUCACAGGUGCGCUUAGUCCUGCAGUUAGACCCGGGCUUUGUUUUAUUCAUUGUUUUAUCUCUUUAACGAAUCCGAGGAGAAUUUCCACACUACUACAUUAAAACAGACAGAACUCUUAGGAUCUCUAAGUAUCUGAGUGUUGCGGUUCUCCAAGUGGGACAGUGUUAUUUAUUUGGGUCGGACCGGGACUGCUGCAGGAUUGGACAGUGACUGACCUGCUGACUGUGGGUUUUGGGUUGGUGUUCUCCUGCAUUUUAUUUAUGUUUAGGAUCUGUCCCUGUCCGCUCAGGGGUACUGUUGCGGUUCUGUUUCUAAAAUGAUUUUUUUAGUGUUUUUUCAUAAUGCACAAAUAAAGGUUUGCAGAUCCUCGG